Messenger RNA from Rhizoctonia solani, 1947 nucleotides. RefSeq names its product carbohydrate esterase family 10 protein. Bases 1 to 1947 code for a protein of 648 amino acids. The transcript has 10 exons. Gene Ontology annotation, molecular function: hydrolase activity. The record is from RefSeq and is a predicted model, not a curated record. Lineage: Eukaryota; Fungi; Basidiomycota; Agaricomycetes; Cantharellales; Ceratobasidiaceae.
AUGGAUAAAUGUGCCUUUGAUACAGAAAUAGCAUACGGGAAUCUAAUGCAGUUGGAACCGCCCAUCUUCUAUUCAAUUCCCUCCCUGAUUAUGGACCUUAGAGGAAUCACAUUCGUCGUUGCUGCGGCUAUUUUAGAUUGCAUAGGUCACGAGGGGGGGCUGGACACUAUCCAUGCGAUACACAACUGUGAAAUGGAACUGAUCCAAGAAACUUGGUCAUAUGUGCUGGGGCUAAACACUAGUGCCCCGGAUGAUUUAAAUGCCACAAACAUUGGGCGGGCUAAUAACAUGAUCAACCCCCCUUCCUGGCCAGCGCCAUUAGACAUGCCUUCCCUCACAAAACUCCUCCCUUCUUGCCUUACCGCACUCCUCUUAUCCGGAAACGCAUUGUCUACCAAAGUCACCCUUCCCUAUGGAACAUUCGUUGGCCUCGACAACUACACCAGUGAUCUGGGCAGUCCGCUGCCCAAUCCCCUUGUUGCCUACUUGCAUAUACCUUAUGCUGCCCCUCCUACUGGCGCCCGUCGCUUUGCUCGUCCUCAGCCGCCUCUCCAGAUGAACGGCACAGUCUCAUCAACAGAGUAUGGUCCUAUCUGCCCGCAGAGUGGAACGUCGAAGAUGGACGAGGACUGCCUGUCGUUAGCGGUGUUUGCACCUAAGGGUACUACAACAUCAGAUAAGCUACCGGUAGUGAUAUGGAUCCAUGGUGGCGCGUUCAACAGCGGCUCCAAGCAAGCAUUUAGCCUCGCUUCGAUGAUCUCACACUCACCGGUCAAGUAUAUCGGAGUUUCAAUUAAUUAUCGGCUGGGGGCCCUUGGAUUUUUGCCAUCUAACCUUACACAUCGAGCAAAUAGCCUCAACCUCGGACUUUACGACCAGCAAUAUGCAAUCCAAUGGGUCCAGAAGUACAUAUCCUUAUUCGGAGGAGAUCCCCACCAGGUCACUUUGUUCGGCGAAUCUGCUGGAGCAACCUCUGUUGGCUAUCACUUGCUACACGUAGACGGACCUCCGCCUUUCAAGAGGGUCAUCAUGGACUCUGGAGGACCAACCGCAAGAGCGUUUCCUGACUGGACAUACCCUCUGUACCAGACUCAGACAGACGAGUUCCUCAACCUGACUGGAUGCUAUCGAGGUGCAAACGAGACGGCUACGUUCUCGUGUCUGCGAGGAAUCUCUAUGGAGACUAUCAGAAAUGCUAGCGUAUCCGUGUUUAACAAAUACGACCCCGCAAUUACUUGGCCAUUCCAGCCGGUGGUAGAUUAUCAAUUUAUUGCUCGACCGGCUCACGAGUCUUGGGAAUCCGGCCAAGUCAAUAAUGUUUCAGUUUUCACUGGAUUCAACAGCAACGAAGGGUCCGGAUUUGUUCCCAAAAACCUCAACACUACUGAACAGUUCAAAGAUUUUUUCAGAAAUCUUGCUCCCAAAAUCUCAGACUCGCAGCUCGAUACUGUCGCAAAUCUUUACCCUGGACCUGACGUACCUGGUUCACCCUAUGCAAACUCCUCGUUCAGCCCCCAGUUCUCGCGUAUCGCAGCAGCUUAUGGUGACUUUGCAUAUAUUGCCCAAGUUCAAGCCAACGCGGUGUACGCAUCCAAAUUGAAUAUCCCAGUUUGGAAGUACCACUUUGGCUACUUGACGCCCGACGCCGACCCUGCUCUUGGAGUUGUACACGCUUCCGAGCUGUCAUACGUGAACGUGCUUGUAGCUUCCAAGUUCUCUGGAGAGACCGCCGAGCAGUCGAAGAUCAUGAACGCUUAUUGGAGCUCGUUCAUUGCUACUGGAAAUCCGAAUAAGGCCAGCUCUUUGGCUCCUGUCUGGCCAAGGUAUACGCUCCAGAACGAGAUUCAGAUCAGAUUCUCGAACGGGACCGCAUACACUGAGCCUGACAAUAUCCGUCGGAAUGCUACCGACUUUUGGCGCAGCAUCCCGGAUGUUCUGAUGCAUUAA